This is a messenger RNA of Anopheles arabiensis, 7911 nucleotides long. RefSeq names its product muscle calcium channel subunit alpha-1-like. Gene Ontology annotation, biological process: calcium ion import across plasma membrane. Bases 582 to 6866 code for a protein of 2094 amino acids. The record is from RefSeq and is a predicted model, not a curated record. The transcript is spliced from 26 exons. Gene Ontology annotation, molecular function: high voltage-gated calcium channel activity. Gene Ontology annotation, cellular component: voltage-gated calcium channel complex; membrane. Lineage: Eukaryota; Metazoa; Arthropoda; Insecta; Diptera; Culicidae.
ACAAAAUUAUCAACAAUCUGAGCUACAUUUGUAGUGCGCAUUUCAAAUGCAUUGAAAAAGAAGUCUUAUUUUCUAGUAUAACGUAUUGAGCAUGCUAUGAGAUAUGUACAGCUAGUGAUUAAACUGCACUUAAAAUCCAGUAAAUGAGAGCCCAGGUUAAUUGAAAUUACAUGAUAUAGGAAUAGAUCUGUGUGUGUUGUGAAAGUAACCAUGGACGGUCUAGCAAUCAGCGUUAUUAAGUAGAAAACGAAUUUAUUAUAUUAUGUUCAAAAUUAUACUUAGCAUACCAGUGGCAGAAACCAUAAAAAAAAAAUCAUCCAUGACCAUGUCAAUUGUGCGUUUUUUGUUAAAUGAAUUAGUUUACUUAUUGAGUAUUUCUACAAAAAACUCCGGUAUUUUUUAUACCGGUGUAGGGGACAAGAGUGUAAUAAGAAUAAUCAAAUUGUGUUAAGCUAAGGUGGAGAAUGUAUACCAAACUAAGAUAAAGCCAGAGAUAAGGAACUGUUUAAGAUGAAUGAUGACUUAGAAAAUGAAAGAACGUUUGAUGACCAAGAAAGUAUUUCCCACCUUCUCUAUCGAAAAUGGCAAAAAGAAAGAAAGCGACUAUAGUAUUCAAAAACAUGGAUCCUCCUCUUGGUGAUCUUCUGGUUAAUAUUUCCGAUUCGAAACAAGCCAAAAACAAGAGCAAGCUUAAUGAUGUGCUUUCCUCGGGAAACAAUUUAACUUGUACUUUUCAUACAUCUGACGUUUCGAACUCCUUGGCUUCCCGAGUGCCAGAGGACACAGAUCAGGAGCACCAGCAUCACGAACAACAUAAUCAGUUUCUUAGUAUAUUAAACAAAUCAUUUUCACGCAACAAAUCGCCUGGAGCCAAAAAGUGGAAUGAAAGUGAGAACACUGGUACCGUCGAAAAACGUGUUCUAAACCAACCGACUGCUGAACCUAUUGGUGGAAAAGGGAUAACAAAAUCCUCUGUUAUAUGUCCCCAAAAGAAGAACUCAUCUCGUUCUUUUUUUCUCAAACGGCAACACUCUUUAUCUGAUGUAUGGCAAACUUCUCUAAAGUCUACUACGGCAAUGAGUCAAGCAACGGCCAAAAUGGAUGACACUGAGUUAGUUAACAGUACGAUUCGUAGCGAAGUUACUUGCCCCAAUCAUAAUAUAUCGGGAACAGCAAUUGGAACGACAAAUAUACAGAGUGGUGGGGAUGGAGUUGCGGCAGCUGCAGCAGAACCAAUAGGCGCAACAGGUGCCGGAGCAAUUAAUAUUGGUGGAACAACCAUACCAAUUGCUCCGAAAAAACCGACACGUCGUGCUGGUGUAAAACCUCAACCAGAUAGACCUAUGCGAGCCCUGUUUUGCUUAACACGGACUAACCCGUUGCGGAAAUUAUGCAUCGCAAUAGUCGAAUGGAAGCCGUUUGAGUACUUGAUACUGCUGACUAUUUUCGCCAACUGUGUUGCCUUAGCUGUGUACACUCCCUUUCCAAACAGUGAUUCUAAUAGCACAAAUGCAGCCCUAGAAAAGAUCGAGUAUAUAUUUUUAGUGAUUUUUACUGCAGAGUGUAUUAUGAAGCUGAUCGCUUACGGGUUCAUACUACAUCCGGGAUCGUACUUGCGGAAUGGAUGGAAUAUACUUGAUUUUACUAUAGUUGUUAUAGGUAUGAUAUCAACUGCACUUUCCAACCUAAUGAAGGAGGGAUUCGAUGUAAAAGCUCUUCGCGCGUUUCGUGUACUUCGACCAUUGCGCUUAGUAUCUGGAGUACCUAGUUUGCAAGUUGUUCUGAAUUCUAUCUUACGUGCCAUGGUGCCUUUGCUACACAUAGCCCUAUUGGUGUUAUUUGUGAUAAUCAUUUAUGCUAUCAUAGGAUUAGAGCUUUUCUCCGGAAAAUUACACAAAUCCUGCUUCCACAACGAGACGGGAGAGAUAAUGGAUGAUCCACAUCCAUGCGGAGAAGAUGGUUUUCAUUGUGACACCAUCUCACCGGAAAUGGUGUGCCGGUAUUACUGGGAAGGUCCCAAUUUUGGAAUCACCAACUUUGACAACUUCGGAUUGUCCAUGUUAACCGUUUUUCAGUGCGUAACACUGGAAGGUUGGACUGACAUGCUUUAUUAUAUUGAAGAUGCUAUGGGUAGCAGUUGGCAAUGGGUGUACUUCAUUUCAAUGGUUAUUCUUGGAGCAUUUUUUGUAAUGAACUUAAUUCUUGGUGUGCUGAGUGGUGAAUUUUCUAAAGAACGUACGAAGGCCAAAAAUCGUGGAGAUUUUCAGAAAUUGCGGGAAAAGCAACAGAUCGAAGAAGAUCUUAGAGGAUAUCUUGAUUGGAUUACACAAGCGGAAGACAUAGAUCCUGACAAUGAGGCCAGCGGAAUGCAAGAAGGAAAAAUGAAAAAUAUAAUCGAAUUGGACUCUUCGGACAAUGUAGGCGAAGAUGGAGAAAUUCAACAUGAAUCAUGGGUUGCCAGAAAGCGAAAAACGAUCGAUCGUAUUAACCGAAGACUACGCCGAGCCUGUCGUAAAGCUGUAAAAUCACAAGCAUUCUAUUGGCUUAUUAUCAUACUGGUAUUUUUAAAUACUGGCGUCUUAGCUACUGAACAUUAUAGACAGCCGCCUUGGUUGGAUGAUUUCCAAGAGUACACGAAUAUGUUUUUUGUAGCAUUAUUUACAAUGGAAAUGCUUCUGAAAAUGUAUAGCUUGGGCUUUCAGGGUUACUUUGUGUCUUUAUUCAAUCGCUUCGACUGUUUCGUUGUGAUUGGUAGCAUAGGCGAGAUGAUAUUAACAAGUACUCAAAUCAUGCCGCCCCUCGGGGUAUCCGUCCUACGGUGUGUCCGAUUACUGCGUGUGUUCAAAGUGACUAAGUACUGGCAAUCUCUAUCUAAUUUAGUAGCAUCCUUAUUGAAUUCUAUUCAAUCCAUCGCAUCACUUUUAUUGCUACUGUUUUUGUUUAUUGUUAUAUUUGCAUUGCUUGGCAUGCAAGUAUUUGGAGGAAAGUUUAAUUUUAACAGCUCGGUGGAUAAACCGCGAUCGAACUUUGACAGUUUUGUACAGAGUUUACUCACAGUAUUCCAGAUACUUACUGGAGAAGAUUGGAAUAUGGUUAUGUAUGAUGGAAUUCAAGCCUACGGAGGAGUGGCCUCGCUUGGAAUUAUUGCCAGCAUUUACUUUAUAAUUCUCUUCAUAUGUGGCAACUAUAUUCUGUUAAAUGUGUUCUUGGCUAUCGCUGUGGAUAACUUAGCAGAUGCUGAUUCACUAACAACAGUUGAAAAGGAAGAGGGUGAUAACCCUGAUGGCGAGGAGGAAAAAUUGUCUCAUGAACCAACACCAACAGAACAUGGAGAUGACGGGUUUAUGGAUCAUGAUAAAGACAAUCUGGACUCGGACAAUGAUCCAAUGAAUAUAUCUGAUGAUUAUGAUGGUCAAGAUUCAGAUACCAAAAUACCUGUUGCAGAAGACGAUGAAGGAUAUGAAGAGCAAGAUACUCCAGGUGAGACAUUUGAUGAACUUCCUACAGCUUCUGCGCGACCGCGUCGCUUAUCGGAAUUAAGUGUGAAGAAGUCUAAAAAGCCAAUCCCAAAAUCAAACGCACUACUUAUAUUCUCUCCUACGAACAGAUUUCGCAUAUUCUGCCACUGGCUGUGCAAUCACAGCACGUUUGGCAACAUUAUACUGGUAUGCAUCAUGUUUUCGUCAGCUAUGUUAGCAGCAGAAGAUCCUCUUAAUGCAAACAGCGAACGAAAUCAAAUUUUGAACUACUUUGACUACUUCUUUACGUCGGUGUUCACUAUCGAAUUGCUGUUAAAGCUGGUAUCAUACGGAUUUUUGUUUCACGAUGGAGCAUUUUGUCGAUCAGCAUUCAAUUUGUUGGAUCUCCUAGUCGUCUGUGUAUCAUUAAUAUCAAUGUUUUUCAGUUCUGGUGCCAUUUCUGUGAUAAAAAUACUACGUGUACUUCGUGUCCUUCGGCCAUUACGUGCAAUUAACAGAGCAAAGGGGUUGAAGCAUGUUGUGCAAUGCGUUAUAGUAGCAGUAAAGACCAUCGGCAAUAUUGUGCUGGUCACUUGUUUGCUACAAUUUAUGUUCGCUGUAAUCGGAGUACAAUUGUAUAAGUACGUAGUCAAAUGUGUGAUAGUUGCCAUAAAAACGAUCGGUAACAUUAUGCUAGUGACGUACCUCUUGCAGUUUAUGUUUGCUGUGAUUGGAGUACAAUUGUUUAAGGGCAAAUUCUUUUCAUGCUCUGAUGGUUCUAAAAUGCAGGAAUCAGAAUGCCAUGGUACUUACUUGGUAUAUGAAGAUGGCAACGUAGAUAAACCAGUUUCAAAGGAACGAUACUGGUCAAGAAACCGCUUUCAUUUUGACGACGUUUCGAAAGCUAUGUUAACUCUUUUUACUGUAUCUACUUUUGAAGGCUGGCCUGGGUUGCUUUAUGUAUCGAUUGACUCUCACGAAGAAGAUUCCGGACCAAUACACAAUUUCCGCCCAAUCGUUGCGGCGUAUUACAUCAUAUAUAUAAUCAUAAUUGCAUUUUUCAUGGUAAACAUCUUUGUCGGUUUCGUUAUCGUUACAUUCCAAAACGAAGGCGAACAGGAGUAUAAAAAUUGCGAUCUAGAUAAAAACCAGCGGAAUUGUAUAGAGUUUGCACUGAAAGCCAAACCAAUACGUCGGUACAUACCCAAGCACAGGAUACAGUACAAAGUGUGGUGGUUCGUGACAUCACAACCAUUUGAGUACAUGAUUUUUGUACUUAUCAUGAUAAACACGAUUACCCUUUCGAUGAAGUUUUACCGCCAACCAGAAAUUUAUACAGAAGUACUCGAUUUGUUGAAUCUCAUCUUUACGGCAGUGUUCGCACUGGAAUUCGUUUUCAAGUUAGCAGCAUUCAGAUUCAAAAACUAUUUUGGAGAUGCAUGGAACGUAUUCGAUUUUAUAAUUGUACUUGGAAGCUUCAUCGACAUUGUAUACUCAGAAGUUAACAUUAGCAAAGGAAUGAAGGGUGGUUCCAGCAUUAUCUCGAUCAAUUUCUUCCGACUGUUUCGAGUGAUGCGGUUAGUUAAACUUCUUGCCAGAGGCGAAGGAAUUCGUACAUUAUUGUGGACAUUUAUCAAAUCUUUUCAAGCACUGCCAUAUGUUGCAUUAUUGAUUGUAAUGUUGUUUUUUAUCUACGCUGUAAUUGGAAUGCAGGUAUUCGGCAAAAUAGCAAUGGAUGAUGAAACAUCAAUACAUCGAAACAACAACUUCCAAACCUUUCCACAAGCAGUGUUGGUUUUGUUCCGAUCAGCGACAGGAGAGGCUUGGCAGGACAUCAUGCUUGAUUGUUCAUCGCGUCCGGGAGAGGUAAACUGCGAUGCUAAGUCCGACGAUGCUGGUUCUCCAGAAGGAUGCGGCUCAAACAUAGCUUUCCCUUACUUUAUAUCCUUUUACGUACUGUGUUCAUUCCUCAUCAUAAAUUUGUUCGUGGCCGUUAUCAUGGAUAACUUUGAUUAUUUGACGCGAGACUGGUCUAUUCUUGGACCCCAUCAUCUGGAUGAGUUUGUGCGCCUGUGGAGCGAGUACGAUCCUGACGCGAAGGGUCGUAUCAAGCAUCUGGACGUAGUGACUCUGCUACGAAAAAUCUCGCCACCGCUUGGAUUUGGCAAGCUGUGUCCACACCGGGUAGCCUGUAAGCGUCUAGUCUCGAUGAACAUGCCGCUAAACAGUGACGGCACGGUGUUGUUUAAUGCGACACUGUUUGCAGUGGUGCGCACCUCACUGAAAAUCAAAACAGAGGGCAAUAUCGACGAUGCAAACGCAGAAUUGCGGAACACAAUCAAACAAAUAUGGAAACGAACUAAUCCGAAACUUUUAGACCAGGUCGUUCCUCCGCCUGGAGUAGAUGAUGAAGUUACAGUGGGCAAAUUUUACGCAACAUUUUUAAUACAAGAUUACUUUAGGCGGUUUAAGAAGCGCAAAGAAAAUGAUAGCAAACUCAACAGCGAUCAAAAUAAACGACGUACUAUGACGCUUCAGGCCGGACUGCGGACACUACACGAAGCCGGUCCGGAACUCAAGCGAGCCAUUUCAGGCAAUCUGGAAGAAAUCGGCGAUGAUAAUCCAGAGCCAUCUCAUCGGCGAAAUCACACUCUAUUUGGUAAUGUUUGGUCGUCAAUUCGACGUCCGGGUCCUUUUGGAUCAAAACAAAAGUGGAAUUCAAAUAAUAACAAAAUGUCUGCCACUUCCAUGGCCGCAUCUGCGGCAAUGCAUACGGUUUUAUCUGGCCCAAAUGACGGGUCAAGCCAAACAGAAAUGAAGCCAAAGCAAAACUGUGUUAACAGUUCUAAUACCUACAAUCAUGUAGCUGAAAGCAUUCUUCAUGCCGUGCACGACGAACCGAUAGGACGAAAUUACGGUAACGGCUUCAAUAUAGGAAAUACGGGACAUACGGGUGAAAUUCCACUUCGCCCUUUAGUUUUAGACGAUUCUUCAAUUUUAAAACGAGCGAAUGCAAACGCAAACAUCGGAUCGCACAGCAAAUUGUACUCGCAAAUAAAUGAUAAUCAAGUUGCCAAUUUUGAGGAAGAUCGUCUUAUUCACUCAACGCCAAGCAGUCCUCAGGAAACGCAUAAGCUAUCGGCAGAAGUUAUAGGAUCGGCUGAGAGUCUCGUGGGCAGAGUUCUAGCGCAACAAGGUCUGGGUAAAUAUUGUGAUCUUGAUUUAGUGCAUUGUGCUCAAAUGGAAAUGCAAGAGGCGUUAGAUAUGACACAGGAAGAAAUGGAUUUAGCGGCCCACGAGCUAAUGUUGGAGGAGCGAUUUAAGAGGAAAAAUUGCGCACCCGUAAAAGGUCAACAUAAGCGUGGAACCAAUACUAGAAAGAAUAAGAAUCAGCAACCACUCUUAUAGCACCAAACUAGUAUAUUAAAUCAUGUUGUCAUAUUAGGAAGAAAUAUUGUAAAUCAAUAUGGUAGCUCUCAUUUUGUAAUUUUACCCUUUUAAUUUAUAUGCGAAGAACAUGUCGAUCCUUUAAACAACAAUUUAAUUUGUUGAUGAAGAAAUGUAUGUUUAUUGUUGGUAACAUAGUCAACAUUUAACAAAAUGAAAGCACAAUAAUCCAAUUCUUACGAGUUUAAUUGAACCAGGUUGGAUGCAAGUUUUAAAGAUGUAUGCAAAAUGACUAAAAUUCUCGCCUCGAAUGACACCGCCAUGCAAUUGACAGCAAUUUGAGAGGGCACGCGAGGGCUCGCAUGCCAUAUAAAUUCACAGCCCGAGCGCCUUCGCAUUUGAUGGCUUGUGAACCUACGCAGGUUUUUCGCACCUAGUUUUAGCAAUUAUAAUUAUAGCCCCCGAGCAGGUAUAACAGUGCGAUUUGUAGCAAACUGAACACCUGAAGUUUGACAUAUUAUUUUGGAAAAAUCCACAAAAAUAUAUAUAGUGACCUUUUCCACGAAUAACUCCGGAAAAAAUUAUAAAAAAUAAAGAUUAUUCAAAAUACCAUAAGAUUUCGAGCAGAUGACUCGGAAUCCUCGCAAUGUUUAACAGGGGGCAAUAAAGUAUGACAAAAAGGAAUUAGUUUAAAAUUUAAACGAUUAAACAUUAUAUAAACCGCUUAACGUGAUCCGUAGUCCAAUCCUGGCGAGAUUUUCAGCCAUUUUGCCUGCAAGUUUGGCACUUGCGUCCAACCUGGGUUAUAAGUACUUUGGACCCUUUUUUCUGUGUCGUUUAAAACAGGAAAUAAACACGUAGCCAAUUAGAAUUCCGAUGAUGAGAAAUAAUGCAAAAAACAAGAAUCUUAUAAAUAGCAGAAGCAGAAGAAACAAAUUAUCUUCUCAAUAUAAAACAUUAAAACUGAUAUUGAAUAAUUACCAAUUUAGUUCAAUCGAUAUCGGAAAUGAGUUUUGAGAGAUAAAUAAAAAAUGUUUUGAGAAGAACAAAUUUCGAUAGAAAGCAA